GACCCCCUCGGUGGGUAGACAAAACCCGGGUGUUUUUCGCCGCUCAAGCACUCUUAGCGGGACUGUGGAUCAGCUGUUUGGGUUGCUGUGGGGAAACUCAGCCAGCUUUAGACUGUGUGGCUACAAUCUGCAAAUAAACUUCUUACCACCCCGAUAUGUCAAAUAAUCGAAAGAGAGGGAUAGACGACGAUUUGAACCCCAAUGACUGCUUCAAAACGCCGGAAAAAGGAGUGUCGGUGGACCGGCUGUCGGACUCAGAUUUCAUCCAGUGGGGAGUGGAAGAAACGUGCCAAUAUCUGAGAAGACAAGGUCUUGGGGAAUGGCAGGAUGCUUUUAGAGACCAGAGAGUCACCGGUGUCGGACUGCGUUAUCUCAAUGAUGCAGCCCUGGAGAAGAUUGGCAUAAGGCAACAUCUUGUCAUCGCUCACCCCUGUCUGCUUGUUAGGUGUCUGGGUGACCGCCUGAAGGUCUUACACAGCCUCAGGAAGCUGUGGCAGAUAGAAACUGAGCCAAGCAAGGUGUUUAAUGAUCCCAUCCACGGGCAUCUGGAGUUACACCCACUUCUUGUCAAAAUCAUUGACACACCUCAGUUCCAGAGGCUGCGAAACAUCAAGCAGCUGGGAGGGGCAUACUUCGUUUUUCCCGGAGCGUCCCACAACCGCUUUGAACACAGCAUUGGGGUGGGAUACCUGGCCGGGCAACUUGUCCAAGCUCUGAAUGAGAGGCAGCCAGAGCUCCUCAUCUCUCGCAGAGACAUCCUCUGUGUCCAGAUCGCCGGGCUGUGUCACGACUUGGGACAUGGACCAUUUUCUCAUAUGUUUGAUGGCAUGUUUAUCCCAAGAGCACGUCCUGGAAAGGCCUGGAAGCAUGAAACUGCCUCACUGGCCAUGUUUGACUACCUGGUGGAUGAUAACAACCUUCAGCCAGUGUUGAAGGAACACGGCCUGGUUCUCCCAGACGACCUGGACUUUAUCAAGGAGCAAAUCGCUGGGCCAGUCAACACGUAUGCUACUCACUGCAAGGAGUGGCCAUACAAAGGCCGCACUGAAGAUAAGUCCUUCCUCUAUGAGAUUGUGGCCAACAAAAGGAACGGCAUUGAUGUGGACAAGUGGGAUUACUUUGCCAGGGAUUGCUACCACUUGGGCAUCCAGAACAACUUCGACUACCGCCGCUUUCUGAAAUUUGCCCGGGUCUGUGAGGUGGAUGGGCAGAAGCAAAUCUGCAACAGAGACAAGGAGGUUGGCAACCUGUAUGACAUGUUCCACACAAGGAACUGUCUGCACAGAAGAGCCUACCAGCACAAAGUGGGCAGCAUCAUAGAGACCAUGAUCACAGAGGCCUUUUUAAAAGCGGAUCCCUACAUCCAGAUCGAAGGCUCAGGGGGGGAUAUGCGGACGCUCUCCACUUCCAUAGAUGACAUGGUGGCCUACAGCAAGCUGACGGAUCAUGUGUUUGAACAGAUUCUGUACUCCUCCUCUCCUGAUCUUGCUGAGGCAAGACAAAUCCUGCGUAACAUCAACUGCCGACGUCUCUACAAGUGUUUGGGGCAAACUCAGCCUGACAAAAACUUGGUCGUCACAUCGGAGACCAAUUCCCACUGGAGGGAAGAGUUGGCUGGAUCCACCCCUCAGGGUAGCUCUAAGGAUGUCAGCCUGCAACCAGAGGACUUCAUUAUUAAUGUCAUUAAUAUGGACUACGGAAUGAAGGAAAAGAACCCCAUCAACAAUGUGCGUUUCUACAGCAAGAAUGACCUGACUAAAGCCAUUCAGAUACGCAAAAACCAGGUGUCCAAACUUCUUCCAGAGCAAUUUGCUGAGCAGCUGAUUAGGGUUUAUUGCAAGAAGACGGACGAUAAGACCCUGGAGGCUGCCAAGAAGCACUUUGUGCAGUGGUGCAUGAACCGAAACUUCACUAAGCCCCAGGAUGGAGACAUAAUAGCACCAGAACUGACUCCUCUCAAGGCCAGCUGGAGAAACAAUAACGAAGGUGAAGACGGUGACGACGGCAGCUCCAAAGAGACGAAAGUUCCUCUAGUGAAUGGACAAAAGAAGGCCAGAACUCAGCUAUUUAAGUAGGGAGAGGAGCGAAGGGAAAGAGAGUUAGCCAUAUUGCACAUGUAAAGAUAGAAAAGAUGAGUGUGUGCAAAAAAUUAUAUUUUCAUACGAGUGAAAGGUGUUGCUGAGCACAGUAAAGUGUUUUUAGACCCCUAAAAAUAACUUCUAGUGAUACAUGGAAAUUGUUUUACAGAAAUAAGACUAGAGUCAUAAAUGUUAUCUUUGAUCGUUUUUCAGGUUUCAUUUCAGGAUCUGAAACUUUAAUUAUGCUGUUCAAAAGUUUUCUCUUAUGUUGUAAACAACAUAUCACUCAAAUUCACCCCAAAACUGUUUUUCCAAGAGAAUAGUUUAUUUUCCAGUCAUUUGAAUAGUAAUUAUAUUUGAAGUGUUUUUAUUUACGGCUAUGUGGAACAUUGGCUUCAUCUUUAAUUUUUUUGCCUUUUGGCAGAAUCUUUUUCGUUGUGCUUUGGUGCUUUCAAAUUGUAUUUCUGAUGCCCUUUUAAAAUGCUUUAUUAUCACCAAAAUGUCGUGUAGCUUUUGCUAUUUUUGCUCAGGGUGUAUUUUGAUUAAAAAAUCUGAAAGAGCAUAAUGGUGACAUAGUUAAAAAUAUUAAAGACUUUGAAAAUAUGUUGUCAAUGUGUACUUUUUAUAUAUAAUGUUG
Messenger RNA from Menidia menidia (Atlantic silverside), 2715 nucleotides. Lineage: Eukaryota; Metazoa; Chordata; Actinopteri; Atheriniformes; Atherinopsidae. The record is from the annotation of a GenBank genome assembly.